Messenger RNA from Ruditapes philippinarum (Manila clam), 532 nucleotides. RefSeq lists its product as uncharacterized. The transcript is spliced from 3 exons. The record is from RefSeq and is a predicted model, not a curated record. The coding region runs from base 28 to 501 and encodes 157 amino acids. NCBI's taxonomy places the organism in Eukaryota, Metazoa, Mollusca, Bivalvia, Venerida, Veneridae.
CAGUAAGCUUGUCACCAUUGUUGCAAAAUGACUUCGAGAGCACAUGUUGGCAGUGUGGUCUGCUUAUUGUUACCUAUAUGCGCGCUGGCUAUAGAAGUAUUUUCUUCUUCGUCAUCAUAUAGCUCAAGCUCUUCUAGUUCUGGAGGACAAAUACACAAAAACACAGAGACAGUUAUAGAGAAUGGGAAAGAAGUACAUUAUUGUUCGUACAAGGGAAUGAAGUUCUUACCCGGAUCUGAUUUCACCGAUUAUGAAGGCUGUCAAAAAUGUAACUGUACCGAAGAAUGGUUCAGUUGCUACUCCCUGGAAGCAAGCGUGAACAUAAGAAGCCAAGUUAAUGGAAACAACGCUACAUGUGUUGGUCUGAAAAUAGGAUGUGCCACAGAAUGGGUGCUCAAGGCAAAUCAUAGCAUCAACUGUCCCCAGGAGGAAAUUCCAAAAGAACAGCCUUCUAUGCCUACAGAACAGCCAUUUAUGUCAUUAAUGGACUUUUUCCUAUAAUCUGAUUGAACGAAAUUUAAAUUGGCGAUUU